Molecule: messenger RNA, 2111 nt
Organism: Quercus robur (English oak)
Lineage: Eukaryota; Viridiplantae; Streptophyta; Magnoliopsida; Fagales; Fagaceae
Product: protein MOS2-like
Exons: 2
Coding region: 206-1567 (453 amino acids)
Biological process (GO): mRNA splicing, via spliceosome
Cellular component (GO): spliceosomal complex
Molecular function (GO): nucleic acid binding
Source: RefSeq, a predicted model, not a curated record
CGAGGAGCGUAAGAAUUUGACAUAAAAAUGUCAUAAAACACAGGCGGUGGUAUAAUUAAAAAAACAAAUAAAUGAAAGAGUAAAGGAAGAAAUAGAAGACCGACUCUCUUCCGUAUCAAGGAAGAAAUAGUUGGCGGCAGAAGGGGUGUUCUGAAUUCCGAUUACCCACCAGUCUAUCUAUCUUCACCGAUUGAUUUCGAAGAAGAUGAUGAAAUUCUCUCUGCAAUCCAAAAAGCCCUCUUCUUCUUCUUCUUCAAAACCUAAACCCAUUAUCAAACCCUCCGAAGAUGAAGAUGAACAAGAAGAACAUUCCAAGCACCACCAAGUUCAAUUCAUUACCGAAUUCGACGCCUCUUCCAAAACCACCCAACCCAAGAGAUCAAUUCCGGUAAUCGCUCCCAUCGAGAACGAAUGGAGACCUCACAAACGCAUGAAGAAUCUCGAACUACCGAUCUCCUCUUCCGCCGCCGCGCCGGCGCCACUCUCCUUCGAGGCCGCGGCACCUGACUCCCUCGAUGACAAGACUACCAUAUCCUACGGCCUCACUAUCCGCAACAACAACAAAGCCCCAAAUUCCGAAUCCAAUAGCGGCGGCGGCGGCGGCGGCGAGAAUGUCGACGAAGAAGAACUGCCGCCUCCGCCGCCGAGAUCUGAUAAUAAUAAUAAGGGUGUGGAGAACAUGUUGCUACAGAAGCUGAAGGAUGAUUUGAAGAGGUUACCUGAAGAUAAGGGUUUCCAAGAGUUUGAUGAUACGCCGGUUGAGGGUUUCGGCAAGGCUAUGCUCGCUGGAUAUGGAUGGAAAGAAGGUAGAGGGAUUGGGAAGAACGCUAAAGAGGACGUUGAAAUUGUUGUGCAGAAGAGACACACUGGGAAGCACGGGUUUGGGUUUGUGGAAAAGGUGGAUGAGCCAUUUAGGUUUUCUGUUGGGAAAAAUGUCAGAGUAAUUGCAGGGAGAGAUGUGGGUUUGAAGGGUCGAAUCGUUAAGGUAUUGGAGAGUAAGUCUGAGGUUGUUUUGGAGCUCUCAAAGAGUGAAGAGAAAGUGCAAGUUCGAGUCGAACAUCUUACUGAAUUGGGGUCUAAAGAAGAGGAGAUUUGCUUGAACAAAUUGAGAGAAGCAGCAUCAAAGUCGAAAAAGAGGAAGAUGGAGACAAUGACAAUGACAAUGACAACGACGACGACAAAGAGCACUAGCAUUAAGGCUUCUUGGCUUAAGAGUCACAUUCGGGUUAGGAUAAUUAGCAAGGAUUUGAAAGGGGGGAGAUUGUACUUGAAGAAAGGGGAGGUUGUGGAUGUAGUUGGACCGAGAACGUGUGAUGUAUCGAUGGAUGAGAGUAGGGAGUUAAUCCAAGGUGUGUCACAAGACUUUCUUGAGACUGCACUACCUCGCUGCGGGGGGCCUGUUUUGGUUUUGUGUGGUAAGCAUGAUGGUGUGUUUGGAAAUCUUGUUAGCAAGGAUUUGGAACAAGAAACUGCUGUGGUUCAGGAUGGCAAUAACCAUGAAUAUGUAAAUGUGCGGCUUGAUCAAAUUGCAGAGUAUAUCGGGGAUCCCACCUACCUCGGAUAUUGAUAUGUUAUUAAAUCUAAUACCUAUUCCUGCUGCUGUGGCUAACCGAAUUGAGAAACUUUAGAGGAAUUUCUUAUGGGGUGGCAUUGGUGACGAACCAAAAUUCUGUUUGGUUAAAUGGGCUACUGUCUGCACUCCCAUUUCUUUGGGUGGCUUGGGGAUAAGGAAGGUAAGACCUUUUAAUGAAGCUUUGCUUGGGAAGUGGCUAUGGAGAUUUGGGAUGGAGAGGGCUGCCCUUUGGAGGCAAGUGAUAGAGGUGAAAUAUGGCUGUGGAUGGGGUGGCUGGUGUACUAUGCCUGUUAACGGUCCAUAUGGUGUUGGCUUGUGGAAAAAUAUUAGUCAAGUGAAAUUUUGGCAAGACCGUUGGUGUGGUGAGACAUCUCUUGCAAUCAGCUAUUCUUUAUUGUUUAGAUUUUGCCGAGAGCAGGAGGUUAGUGUGGCUGAGCUUAUGAAGUUUGAUGAUGGAGUCCUGUUUUGGGAUGUAAGUUUCUUUAGGAGUGUGCAUGCUCAAGAAUUAGAGGCAUUGGCCGGUUUCAUGGAUACCAUA